GGAAGCUCAGCCCAGGCACUAAUCAAAUCGCAGGCUAAUAAUAAACUCCCUGAGUAAUGAGUGGUCUGGGCCAGAGCAGACGAAAGGCCGGAGCAGCAGGGGCUGGAGGUGUAUUCUCCGCAGGGCCUGUGGCCGGGAGUGGCUAUGGGGCUUUGCCCCGAAGAGCAGUACUGGGACAACCUGCUGAGCAGCUGUGUCUCCUGCAAGCCGGCCUGUGGCCAUCGGAGCCAGCGCACCUGUGCAGCCUUCUGCAAGUCACUCAACUGCCGCAAGGAGCAGGGCAAGUACUAUGACCAUCUCCUGAGAGACUGCAUCAGCUGUAUCUCCAUCUGUGGGCAGCACCCCAAGCAGUGUGCACACUUCUGUGAGAACAAGCUCCGAAGCCAGGGGAACCUCCCUUCAGGGGUCUGGAGAUCGCAGGCUGGGGAGACGGAUGCCCGGUCUGAUAACUUGGGACAGUACCAGGGACUGGAGCCCCGAGGCUCAGAGACGGGUCCAGCACCUCUAGGUCCAAAGCUGAGCAGUGACCAGCUGGCCCUGGUCUACUGUACACUGGGGCUCUGUCUCUGUGCCAUCAUCUGCUGCUUCCUGGUGGCAGUGGCCUGUUUCCUCAAGAGAAGGGGUGAUGUGCUCUCCAGCCAGCCCUCCACAGGACUGUGCAGACUGCAAGACAAGUCCUCCCACGACCCCGCGACGGAAGCUGGUGGCCUCGCCUGCGUAUCGCCCGAACCGGUGGAGACGUGCAGCUUCUGCUUCCCAGAGCGCAGGGCGCCAACCCAGGAGAGCGCGGGCACCCCGGACACCCCCGGCCCCGCCGCGGGUCAGGACGCGUGGGGGCGCUGCGCGGGGACCGGCGGCGGCCUGGGCGUGGUGUGCGCGCCCGCGCAGGACUGGAGCCCGGGCGCGUGAAAGUCGGGGUCUGGGGGCGACCGAGAGAAGUGGGGAGAGACUGUGAGGUGCCCAGGGAAGGAGGCUGAGACCGACAGAGGAGAGGGAGGAAAGAGAGGAGGCAGAGCGACGCCGGGUGGAGGGCGGACCCUCUUCGUCCCCUGACCCAGUGCAAGCCGUAGGGCGACACCGCCUGCACAAACCCGGGGAGCCCCCUGUCCGAAUAAACGUGCUGGCUGCCGUCUCCUCCAGGG
Molecule: messenger RNA, 1142 nt
Organism: Cavia porcellus (domestic guinea pig)
Lineage: Eukaryota; Metazoa; Chordata; Mammalia; Rodentia; Caviidae
Gene: Tnfrsf13b
Product: TNF receptor superfamily member 13B
Exons: 5
Coding region: 145-909 (254 amino acids)
Biological process (GO): hematopoietic progenitor cell differentiation; negative regulation of B cell proliferation; B cell homeostasis
Cellular component (GO): plasma membrane
Source: RefSeq, a predicted model, not a curated record